CGCGCUCUAACCCGACCCUCCUCACCGGGGUUGAAACCUGGGCGCCUCCAAGAUGCCGGCUUACCACUCUCCCCUCACGGACCCUGACACGAAACUCAUUGGAAACAUGGCACUGUUGCCUAUCAGAAGUCAGUUCAAAGGACCCGCCCCUAGAGAGACAAAAGAUACAGAUAUUGUGACUGAAGCUAUCUAUUACUUCAAGGCCAAUGUCUUCUUCAAAAACUAUGAAAUUAAGAAUGAAGCUGAUAGGACCUUGAUAUAUAUAACCCUCUACAUUUCUGAGUGUUUAAAGAAACCCCAAAAGUGCAAUUCUAAAAGCCAAGGCGAGAAAGAAAUGUAUACACUGGGAAUCACUAAUUUUCCCAUUCCCAGAGAGCCUGGUUUUCCACUUAAUGCAAUUUACGCCAAACCUGCGAACAAACAGGAAGAUGAAGUGAUGAGGACCUGCUUACAACAGCUGAGGCAAGAGACUGGACUGAGACUUUGGGAGAAAGUUUUUAACCCUCAGAAUGAUAAACCCAGCAAGUGGUGGACUUGCUUUUACAACAGCUGAGGCAAGAGACUGGACUGAGACUUUGGGAGAACGUUUUUAACCCUCAGAAUGAUAAACCCAGCAAGUGGUGGACUCGCUUUGUGAAGAGACAAUUCAUGAACAAGAGUCUUUCAGGACCUGGACAGUAAAGGGAGCCUUGGGCAGACACUGUCUCCACAGCUGUGGGCAGCAUUUACAACAAGAUGUACACAGUUCUUUGCCUUUAUUUCGUAAAGUUUUAUACAGAGGAGAGAAGAGAGUGUGUCUUUACUUGAAGAGCUCUUUAUCAAGAAUUUGGGGCUGUGGGGUGGGGAAGAAUGAGUUGUUGAUGGUGAUUUGAAAUUUCUGCAGUAUUAAGCUGGUGCUUAAUGAGUAAUAAUAAAGAAAUUUUCUAACAAAAAAAA
Molecule: messenger RNA, 936 nt
Organism: Lagenorhynchus albirostris (white-beaked dolphin)
Lineage: Eukaryota; Metazoa; Chordata; Mammalia; Artiodactyla; Delphinidae
Product: actin-related protein 2/3 complex subunit 3-like
Exons: 1
Coding region: 53-553 (166 amino acids)
Biological process (GO): Arp2/3 complex-mediated actin nucleation; regulation of actin filament polymerization
Cellular component (GO): Arp2/3 protein complex; cytoskeleton
Molecular function (GO): actin filament binding
Source: RefSeq, a predicted model, not a curated record